AUGCUGCGCCGCAGAAUGGGAUACGCCGACCCAUCGUCGGGUAAAGACAUACUCGGCAAUAGGUCUCUUUGUUUUAUAUUUAUUUGCGCAUUUGGGCUCGUCACACUGUUGCAGCAGAUACUUUAUGGAAAAAACUACAUUAAAAGUGCGCAACAGUUUAGCCGACUCAAAGGGGACGAGGCAGGAAAUUGGACGGGUCCAGUUAAUUUCUCGGACGAUGGAUCUCUGAAGCCGGCCAGAAAUGGAAGGAAAAGAUGUUUCCGUCAGAAUUUUCAGCCCGAUUCUCAGAUCUCCGUAAUAGUCACACCCUGCCUAGCUGAUAUUAAGAAGAAAAAAAAACGCUCUUCCAGGUAUCUGGAGAAUUAUGAAGGCUCCUUCGAAUACAACUCCACUGCAUGCAGGGAGCUUAGACAAGAGAUUAUGGAUGUCAAAGUCCUGACAAUGGUGAAAACCUCUGAGCUGUUUGAGAGGUGGCGAAACCUUCAAGUAUGUAGGUGGGACCAGAAUAAGGAAGAGGCCAGCAGCUUCAAGAUGUCCUUGUCACGCUGCUGCAAUGCUCCUGCCUUUCUGUUUACCACAAAGAGAAACACUCCAGCAGGGACCAAACUGAGGUAUGAGGUGGACACCAGUGGAAUUCUGCCCAUUACUACUGAAAUCUUCAAGAUGUUUCCAGAUGACAUGCCUUAUUCCAAAUCACAGUACAAGAAAUGUGCUGUCAUAGGAAAUGGUGGCAUUAUCAAAAACAGCAAAUGCGGAAAGGAUAUUGACUCUGCUGAUUUUGUCUUUAGAUGUAAUAUUCCACCCAUUAACGACAAGUAUGCUACUGAUGUGGGAACUAAAACAGAUCUGGUCACCAUAAAUCCAAGCAUUAUCACAGAAAGGUUUCAAAAGCUGGAGAAAUGGCGUCGGCCAUUUUACCAAGUUCUUCAAAACUACGAAAACUCCUCAGUUGUACUCCCAGCAUUCUACAACACCCGCAACACUGAUGUAUCUUUUCGAGUCAAGUACAUGCUAGAUGACUUCGAUUCUCAGAGAGGUGUGUUUUUCUUCCACCCACAGUACCUGCUCAAUGUGCAGCGCUUUUGGGCCGUGCAGGGUGUCCGAGCCAAAAGGCUGAGCAGUGGUCUGAUGCUGGUCACGGCUGCCUUGGAGAUGUGUGAGGAGGUGCAUCUCUAUGGUUUCUGGGCAUUCCCAAUGAAUCCUUCUGGCAUCUUUAUCACGCACCAUUACUAUGACAAUGUCAAGCCGCGGCCAGGCUUUCAUGCAAUGCCUCAUGAGAUUUUCAAUUUUAUCCACAUGCAUACUCGUGGGAUUAUCAAUCUACACACUGGGCCCUGCAUGUAA
Molecule: messenger RNA, 1344 nt
Organism: Boleophthalmus pectinirostris (great blue-spotted mudskipper)
Lineage: Eukaryota; Metazoa; Chordata; Actinopteri; Gobiiformes; Gobiidae
Gene: st8sia5
Product: ST8 alpha-N-acetyl-neuraminide alpha-2,8-sialyltransferase 5
Exons: 9
Coding region: 1-1344 (447 amino acids)
Biological process (GO): N-glycan processing; oligosaccharide metabolic process
Molecular function (GO): alpha-N-acetylneuraminate alpha-2,8-sialyltransferase activity
Source: RefSeq, a predicted model, not a curated record